AAAUCCUAUUUUCUAACACCACAGACAAAUCAACAAAUUUGCAUUUUCUCUAUAAUCAAUAUCUAUUCAAUUCAAAUUGCAAUGGCUCGUACUAAGCAAACAGCACGCAAAUCCACCGGAGGCAAAGCACCAAGGAAGCAGUUAGCAACAAAAGCUGCUCGGAAAUCAGCACCGGCAACCGGAGGAGUGAAGAAGCCACAUAGAUUCAGGCCAGGAACUGUUGCUCUUAGAGAAAUCAGGAAGUACCAGAAGAGCACUGAGCUUCUUAUAAGGAAGCUUCCAUUCCAGAGGCUAGUGAGGGAAAUCGCUCAGGAUUUCAAAACUGAUCUCCGAUUCCAAAGCAGCGCUGUUUCUGCUCUACAGGAAGCUGCUGAAGCUUACCUUGUUGGUUUGUUUGAAGACACUAACCUCUGCGCUAUUCAUGCCAAGAGAGUUACCAUAAUGCCUAAGGAUAUUCAACUUGCUCGCAGAAUCAGAGGCGAGAGGGCUUAAAUUUGAUUACUAUGGUCUUAUUUCUGGAGGUCUUGUUUCGGUGUCUUAGUUAGGGUUAGGUUUAAUUAUCUGUUAAAAAAGUUAGGUUUAGGUUUAUGAUUUUGAUGUUGUUAUCUUCUGUAAUUUUAGCGUCUACUCUUAUGUAAGUAUGCAUUGCUUCAUCUAAUUAGCGUCUACUCUUACGUAAGUAUGCAUUGCUUCA
Messenger RNA from Lathyrus oleraceus (garden pea), 694 nucleotides. Its product is annotated as histone H3.2-like. The transcript has a single exon. The record is from RefSeq and is a predicted model, not a curated record. Gene Ontology annotation, cellular component: nucleosome. Gene Ontology annotation, molecular function: DNA binding; protein heterodimerization activity; structural constituent of chromatin. The coding region runs from base 82 to 492 and encodes 136 amino acids. Lineage: Eukaryota; Viridiplantae; Streptophyta; Magnoliopsida; Fabales; Fabaceae.